CUCUCUUCUCUCUCGUAUAAAAAUACAAUAAUUGAACCUCUCUCUCUUCUCUUCUUCUCUCUCGAUUUCAACUACUCGUGGAAGAGAAAGGGAUCGCCUUUCCUCACUCUCUGCGUCCUAUCUCGAUUUCGUGAGAAGGUUGAUCGCAUUUGAGUCUUGAAGACCUGAAAACGAAUUGAUCAGUCAGUUAGUUACUUGUAAGGAGGGUCCGUUGUUUGCACUUAGUAUUCUCCAUGGGAAGCAAUGAGAAUCUACCACCCAAUGUUAUCAGGCAGCUCGCCAAGGAACUCAAGAGUCUUGACGAAUCUCCUCCGGAAGGCAUCAAGGUUGUUGUCAAUGACGAGGAUUUCUCACAAAUAUGUGCUGACAUUGAAGGACCAGUUGGGACUCCUUAUGAGAAUGGGCUUUUCCGUAUGAAGUUGGCACUGCCUCAUGAUUUUCCACAUUCCCCGCCUAAAGGCUACUUCAUGACAAAGAUAUUCCAUCCCAAUAUUGCUUCUAAUGGAGAGAUCUGCGUUAACACGCUUAAGAAAGAUUGGAAUCCUAGUCUUGGAUUAAGACAUGUCCUCUCUGUUGUGAGGUGCUUACUGAUCGAGCCGUUUCCAGAAUCUGCAUUAAACGAACAGGCUGGGAAGAUGCUACUUGAGAACUAUGAAGAGUAUGCUAGGCAUGCUCGGCUUUACACGGGUAUCCAUGCUAAACCAAAACCUAAGUUCAAGACGGGAGCUAUCUCAGAGUCGACGACGGCUCUAAACGUUGGCCAGACUAACAACAACGAGACGCCUGGUGCUGCUUCUGCAAUACCCUCCUCAGUGGCAGACAUCAACAGAGUAACAACAGCAACGAGUGGCCAAGACCAACAAGAAGUGGCUAACAAUUCUUUAGCAGCAGCAGGUUCUGCGAGUGUGGUCACUACGACACAGAAAAGGGAAGCCGGUUUGGCCAAGGUGCAGGCAGACAAGAAGAAGGUAGACGCUAGAAAGAAGAGCUUGAGGAGACUGUGAUGAUGCAUGCUACUUCUCAAGAGCCAUUGGAGGCUUUUUAUGUAAUCAGGCAUGUCUGGUUAUGUUGAUUUGUUGGUCUAUAAACACUCUUUUGUAAUCGGGUUUACAGUAACCGAACCAGGCUUGAGAUAUUCCUUAUAUUUUAGUGUGACCAAUAAACUGGUUAUGUCUUUUAAAUU
Brassica oleracea var. oleracea is the source of this 1183-nucleotide messenger RNA. RefSeq names its product ubiquitin-conjugating enzyme E2 22. The record is from RefSeq and is a predicted model, not a curated record. Bases 234 to 1004 code for a protein of 256 amino acids. Lineage: Eukaryota; Viridiplantae; Streptophyta; Magnoliopsida; Brassicales; Brassicaceae. The transcript is spliced from 7 exons.